CGGAUAAAGGGUAGGAUACGAACCCGAAAGGAAACGGUAGCAGCGGAACCAAACCCUAUUUCACCCAACCUUCUUCCUUCGCCUUCUGUAACUUUUUUCCUACACAGAUCUCCACCACUGUAAAUUGUUCCUUCCAAACGUCGUCGUUUAAUUGGAUCCUUAAUCUUAAUCCAUCGCAGCCAUGGUUGUGAACGAGAGCAGGCCAUUCAAGAGGGCCAAGAGGAGAAGCGCCUCAGAUCUCUGCGAUUUUCUCAGUUUUCCCUCCGUUUCCGGCGACGGGGACGGUGACUGCUUCAUCGAGCAGCCGUUUUGGUCAGCGGUACAGAGUUUCUUGAAGCAGUAUGGGCAUUCGAGGUUUCCGCCGUCUCUGUUUCCGUCGCUGGUGACGUGGCAGAUAUUGUUGCGAGUCGGUGAUCCGGCAGAUGGCGCCGGGGUUGUGUCGCUUGAUGUUGUUGAAGAGGACGUUGCCAGAUCUAGAUCUGUGUACUGCGAUCAGUGCCGUGUUGUUGGUUGGAGUGGUCAUCCAGUCUGCCGAAAGCGAUACCAUUUCAUAAUAAGAGCAAAUAGUAAUCCUAUAAAAGGAUCCCACAGGGCAUGCACGAAGUGUGGGAAUAUGACAUAUUUGUCCGAUUCAAGGUGCAAGUUGUGCAACACUGCACUUACUGUAGAUGAUCUUGAAGAUUGGGUUUAUCAUCAAUUUGAGGAUACAACCCAUCUGUUACAUGGUGUAGUUCAUUCAAAUGGCUAUGGUCACCUUCUUAGAGUCAAUGGCAGAGAAGGCGGCGCUGACAUUCUUUCUGGAUUUGAUAUCAUGAACUUCUGGGAUAGGCUGUGUAAAAGGCUAGCUGUCAGGAAAGUAAGCGUGAUGGACUUAUCAAAAAAAUAUGGAACCGAGUACCGCCUACUUCACACGGUUGCCAAAGGCCAAGUGUGGUACGGCCACUGGGGCUAUCAAUUUGGAACCGGGAGCUAUGCUCUCACCUCAGACGCUUACCAGAAUGCAAUCCACACCCUCUCCAAUAUCCCCCUAUCCACAUUCUUUUUCCAAGGCCGAGGUCCCCGAACCCACCUCCAUACUCUAAUCGCAUUCUACCAGUCCUUAGCCGAAACCGAACUCCGAACAUUGAAGGACCUCUUCUCCUUUUUGUUGAACCGCAUCAGCGAACUCAAUACAGCAAAAUCUGAGGACCAAACAUCGAGCCAUUGUAAGAACCUGCUAUGUGCUUGGACAAGGAAUGAUGUGGAAAGGGUGGAGCAGUGUAUGGUUAAGGUGCUAGUAACGUCAGCCACUGCUGAAAAGGGCAAGUGGGUGAGUCGGCGCACUCUCAAGGGCGCUCUUUACAAGGCGGCCUCUCCCGAGCUUAUCGAUUACUGCCUUAAACAUCUAGGAGGAAGGGUGACAGGCGAUGGCAUGGUAGUUCGCACCCGUUACAAUCCUAAUUCUAAUGCGGUCGAGUUCAGGAUUGAGCCACAGAGCUGCAUAAACAACAGCAUUAGGGUAGACGGCUUGGACUCAAACUCAAGCCUUCCAUCCAAAGGGCAAGUUAUUGAUGAUCUAAGAUAUUUAUACAAUUCCAUACUCAACCCCCAGACCAUGGUGACCUACAGACCUAAGGCGACAAGGGAAUUGGUGGUUGAAUCGGCUAAGAAGCUUCUAGACUGCAAGCAGUUCAUUAAGGACUACAAGGUCGAACGAGUAUCAGUUAAAAACCCCUUUGCAAUCCACCUCUGGUGUCACGUGGAGCUUGAAGAUUACUCCCAAGAUUACCACUUCCCUCCUCCGGAACUUCUUGUACUACCAACAAACGCUACCAUAACUGAUCUAAAACGUGAAGCUACAAAAGCCUUUAAGGAAGUUUACGUUGUCUUUAAGAGGUUUUAUAUUCAAGAACUCCCUGACUUUGGCCGCAUAGAAGGCAGUGUGACUUUGAACCUUUUGUUUGGAUCAAGAGGGUCUGUCCGGAUCCGAGGAAGAUGCAAUGCAAAAUAUGGCCUUGGCCGGUUUCAGGCAGAGAGGGGUACAGAGACCUGGAUAGUUGACUGCAUCUGUGGGACUAAGGAUGAUGACGGUGAAAGAAUGUUGGCAUGUGACAAGUGCAGUGUAUGGCAGCAUACGAGGUGUGUAGGGAUUGAGAAUUCCGAUGAAAUCCCUGCAAAAUUUCUAUGCGAGAGAUGUUUGGGCUCUUGUUGCGCGGAAACCAAGUGUUCCAGUGGAAGUAGUAGUCCUAGGGGGGAGGGGGUGGAGGCAGAGUAUGAGUGUCUCAUUGACGGGGUGGAAUCCAGGAUUUUGAAAAAUGAGGCUAAUACUAUUUUACCAUCUGGAAGAACUUGCAGAGAUGAAGUCAAAGCAAAGGGUCUAGGACUCGUAUCCAGGAUGUGUAUGACAUUUGGUGUUCAGUAAUUGUGUACAUCGUAGCCUAGUUUUGUUUUGCAUGUGUUCAGGACUAGUCAUCCUGGGAUUUUGUUUUGUAUGUUUUGUAUAUACAACAAAAGAUUUAAAAAAGGGAAAAUUUCAUCA
Molecule: messenger RNA, 2518 nt
Organism: Vitis riparia (riverbank grape)
Lineage: Eukaryota; Viridiplantae; Streptophyta; Magnoliopsida; Vitales; Vitaceae
Product: PHD finger protein At1g33420
Exons: 5
Coding region: 182-2401 (739 amino acids)
Source: RefSeq, a predicted model, not a curated record